Pelmatolapia mariae (spotted tilapia) is the source of this 861-nucleotide messenger RNA. RefSeq lists its product as uncharacterized. Bases 1 to 861 code for a protein of 286 amino acids. Lineage: Eukaryota; Metazoa; Chordata; Actinopteri; Cichliformes; Cichlidae. The record is from RefSeq and is a predicted model, not a curated record. The transcript has 5 exons.
AUGAUUUUCUUUGUGAUACUUGCACUGCUGUCCUGCACCGAGACAAGAGGGCCUGAACAUGUGUUCGUGGAGCAUGGAAAAGACUUACUUCUGGAUAUUAAGGGCUCUGUUGCACUCACUGAAGGGGCAGAUUUUUUCUGGAGAUUUAAUAUAAUUCACAUAGUAGCUAAAAGUAAUUAUCUUAUUUCAGUAGUGUUUGGCACAUAUAAAGGCAGGGCUAAGAUUUUUGUACAAAAUAAUUCUUUGCUGCUGAAGAAUGUGCAACACAGUGACAGUGGCAAUUAUAUUGCAAUAGUAAGUGGGGAACAAAACCAGAGGGUAGCUGAAUACAAGGUCAUAGUCCAAGAUCCAGUUUCUCCAGUUAACCUGACAGUGGACUCUGUGGACAGCAGUUCAGACUCCUGUAACCUCACUGUGACCUACAGCACAGUGGAUUCUCACAUCAGCAGCAGGUUUAGAUGUGACACCCAAAACUGCUCUCAGGUAAAAAAUGGUAGCUUGAAAGCCAAGCCCCGUUCUUCCACUCUCAUUAUUUAUUUCCAGCAAGACUUCAUCAUCUGUAAUCACAGCAACCGAGUGAGCUGGAAACACAAGACAGAAAAGAUAACAUGUUACUGCAAGACACUUUCAGAUAUAUCACCAAAUUUGUCAUUUUCUUUUGACCAUCUUGUGCUUAAUGUCACAUUCUGGAUCUGGAUUUGUGGUGAAGUCAUGGUUUUCUGUGUUGCAGGUUCAGAGAGUCCUUCUGAUGGCAUCUCCAUCUGUCUGCUGAAGGCACUCCUGUUCUCCAUCGGUCUGAUCAUCAUGGUGUUAGCUGUAAUCAGUGUCUAUCUCAUAGCGAAGCAUAAGAAGAAAAAAUAA